Rosa rugosa (rugosa rose) is the source of this 2664-nucleotide messenger RNA. RefSeq lists its product as uncharacterized. The coding region runs from base 1 to 2664 and encodes 887 amino acids. The record is from RefSeq and is a predicted model, not a curated record. NCBI's taxonomy places the organism in Eukaryota, Viridiplantae, Streptophyta, Magnoliopsida, Rosales, Rosaceae. The transcript has 4 exons.
AUGGAUAGGUCAUGGGUGCAUGCUGAUAGGAGAUCUCAUGAAUAUAAGUUAGGGGUGGCAGAGUUUUGUCAGUUUGCUUUGGGAAAUGCUAGAGACCCUAACCGUAUUUGUUGUCCUUGCACAAAGUGUGGAAAUGUGAAAGAUUUUUCUGCACAAGUGAUAAAGGAUCACUUGUUUGUAAAUGGGAUUAACACAGAUUAUGUGAAAUGGACAGAACAUGGGGAGGUUGUAGUGGAGUCGGGAUCAUAUACGGAUAGUGAAAGUCUUGAAUCAGAGCCAAUUGAAUCUGACUCUGUACAGGGUAACAUGAGGGCAGAUUAUGAAGUACAAUUAGAUAGUGGUGUGGAGUUGGAAGGUGAUGAGGAUGAGGAGCUUUCGAGUGAGUGUAAUGAAUUCAAGAAAUUUGUUGACGAUGCCAACAAACCCUUGUACCCUGGUUGCAAUAGGCACACCAAGAUGAAUGUGCUUGUGAGGCUUUACAACUUGAAAGCCAAGCAUGGGAUGAGUGAUUCGGCUUACUCGGACUGGUUGAUUGCCUUUGCUGAGUAUCUGCCGGAAGGAAACGAGAUACCUUCCUCUGUGUACGAAGCAAAGAAGAGUUUGAGUGCAUUAGGAAUGGAUUACACCAAAAUACAUGCCUGCCCUAAUGACUGUAUUCUGUACAGAAAACAAUAUGCCGAUGACACUAUUUGUCCUAAAUGUGGUACAUCUAGGUGGAAAAUAUGCAAAAACAAGAAAGAAAGAGAGGGAGUCCCCGCAAAAGUGUUAUGGUAUUUCCCUCCUAUUCCUAGGUUCAAAAGAAUGUUUCAAUCAACUGAAACAUCAAAGGCCUUAACUUGGCAUGCCACCGAGAGAAACAAGGAUGGCUUAAUUCGCCAUCCUGCAGAUUCUGCGGCUUGGAAGUUGGUAGAUGAAAAAUGGGCAGAUUUUGGUAAUGAGCCACGAAACCUACGACUUGCAUUGUCAUCAAAUGGGUUCAAUCCCUUUAGCUCCUUAAGCAGCAAGUAUAGUUGUUGGCCCGUUAUUUUGGUAACCUAUAAUCUACCUCCAUGGUUGGUAAUGAAGAGGAAACACAUGAUGCUUACCUUAUUGAUAUCGGGCCCUAAACAACCAGGAAACGACAUCGAUGUUUACCUUGAACCAUUAAUAGAUGACUUAAAGCUGCUAUGGGAAGGGGUGAAUGGAGUUUACGAUGCCAUCAAAAAUGAAACUUUUACUCUUAGGGCUCUACUAUUCUGGACAAUCAAUGAUUUUCCAGCGUAUGGUAACCUUUCAGGGAGUAUAGUCAAAGGCUACAAUGCAUGUCCGAUUUGCCUUGAUAAAACAAAACCUACAAGGCUAGUUCACGGGGGAAAGAUGGCUUACACCAUUCAUCGGCGAUUUUUAGGAAGACACCAUCCUUACCGAAAGCUAAGGGCUGCUUUCAAUAACCAGCCAGAACAUGCAGCAGCUCCAGUGCCAUUGACUGGAGAAGAAUUGUUGAGUAGGGUGGAGGCUGAAGUUCCACAUUGGCCGUUUGGAAAAAAAAAACCUGCUCCUGCUUAUAGGGGGCUGAGGAUGAAACUAGGCCAUGUUGGAAGAAGAAGUCGAUAUUCUUUGAGCUUGAAUAUUGGAAGAAAAACCAAAGACGGCUUGAAAACUCGUUUGGACUUGGUGGAAAUGGGUAUAAGAUGUGGAUUGCACCCAAAUCUAGAUGGUCCGAAAAAGAAGCGCUUGCCAUUGGCAAGCUGGAACCUAACAUUAGAUGAAAAAAGAUGUAUGUGUGGAUCAUUUCAUGGCAUGAAGGUUCCUGAAAACUACUCUUCAAACAUUUCAAACCUUGUUUCAAUGGAUGAUUUGAGGCUGAUUGGACUUAAAUCCCAUGAUUGUCAUGCAUUAAUGCAACAGCUGCUCCCAAUUGCUAUCCGAGGGGUGUUGGAAAAACCGGUCAGGGUUGCAGUAAUCAGGCUUUGCCUUUUUUUUAAUGAAAUUUGCAGCAAGACUAUAGAUGCUUCAAGGCUUCCCAAAAUCCAAAGUGAUCUGGUCGAAACUUUGUGUGAGCUUGAGAAGUACUUUCCGCCAUCUUUCUUUGACAUAAUGAUUCAUUUAACAGUCCACUUGGUUAGAGAAGUUGAGCUAUGUGGACCGGUUUGCUUCCGAUGGAUGUAUCCUUUCGAAAGAUAUAUGAAGGUUUGUAAGGGCUAUAUUAGGAAUAAAACGCAUCCGGAAGGGUGCAUUGCUGAGUGUUACAUAGCUGAAGAGGCGCUUGAGUUUUUAGGUGAACUUUUCUUUGAUGAUAGGACUGUUGGCAUCCCAAAAGAAAACAUCACAGCUGACAAGCCUACCUCUGGUGCAACUGUUGAGUCUGUUUAUGGCAAAGAAUUUCAGCAAGCUCAUCUCUGCUCAAACGUAGCUGAGGUUGAUUGCAAGUUGGCAAUAGGUUCUGUUGAACAUAUUGUUGCUUAUGCCACUGUUAUGGAGUGCGAGGAUCCUUCCCAACUCGUUCAUGGCACUCCACUAGGGGAUGGUAAUGUGCGUGUUUCCAUCUAUGCCGCGCUUGAGGAGAAAGCAAAAGUGUCAUUUCCUGUGAAAGAUGAAAUUGAAACAGUGAAGCAGGCUAUGGGGAGUUGGGUCGCAUGGCCUAAACACCUAGUCAUAAAAUCUGCAGUCAAGAAAUUCACUUAA